UAGAUGGUAAAAAAUAUUGAAGGGAAAUUAGGUUUUGUCAUUGCGUCGUCUUGUACAAAUACAAAUGGCGCCAGGAGAAGGUCACCAAAACGACGCUGUUUCAUCACUACACGCGCCGCCGCAGCCAAUCCUUCCGAUUGAGAUCGUGGAAGAAAUCAUAAUCAGGUUGCCGGUGAAGUUCAUCUCGCAACUUCGGUGUGUCUGCAAGUCCUGGAACGCCCUGAUUUCCGAUCCCAAAUUCGCCAGAAGGCACCUUCGCCGGUUCAACCGCCGCAUACUCAUCGUAAGGUUCGAGAACAGCCAUUUCAUGUCUUACCCGCUCCCCUCCGUUCUCAAUGCCGCCACCACAGGUGGCACGCGACUCGAUAACCCACUGAAAUACGGUAACCGUGAUUAUUCGAUUAUUGGCUCCUGCGAUGGCAUCAUCUGUUGUAGCAAUUUCAGUAUUGAACUUGGUCAUUCCUUUGUAGUAUGGAACCCUUCAAUUCGAAAACUCUGGGAAUUGCCACCUUUGGAAAAUAGAGUGAUAGUUCAUUCGUAUGGGUUUGGUUAUGAUCAUCUAUUGGAUAGGUUUAAGCUGGUUGUGAUAUGGCCACGCGGUUACAAAACUCAUUUCAUGGUUCAUACUUUGGGAUCCAAUUCUUGGAGAAGGAUUCAGGAUUCACCUUGUAUCCCUUAUUGGGCCUCUCGUGAUUAUGGAAAAUUUGUGAGCGGUGCAGUUAAUUGGUUGACAAGUGACGGUGAUGAUGGUUUCAAUUUUGGCCACUGUAUUAUUUCUCUUGAUUUGGGGAAAGAAUCGUAUCAAGAAUUUUUGCAGCCUGAUUAUGGAAUUAAGGUUUACUACUUGACCAUGGAUGUCAUGAGAGAUUGCUUGUGCUUACUUGCUAAUUGGCAGGAUGUUUGGGUUAUGAAGGAGUAUGGAAAUAAUGAGUCAUGGACUAAAUUGUUCCGUUUACCUCCUUCUAACUCCUUUUCUAAAAUUCCCUACUAUCUGGGUAACCUUGCAGUUUAUGUUUCUGAGGAUUAUAGAUCCCUCUUAGGUUAUAAUUAUGAAAAUGGCACUUUUAGGAGUUUUGAUCUUGAAAACAAACCUGGAAAAAUCAAAGAUAUGUAUGUCGAAAUUGAGAGCUUGAUUUCACCUUGUCCUCCAAAUUAACCCUUUGCAGUUCUGGAUGAAGUUCUUGAAGAAUGUAUCUUAAAUUUUUUAUGUUACAUUCUUCAAUUAGUUAUUAUUAAUUUUGCUUUAUUUGUUAAAUUUUCGCUUUCCUUAUCCAUUUUGUUUACGGACAUGUCAGCAAGUAUGAUUUCCUUUUUGGCAAUAAUGUAUUUCUAAUGUAAGAUGAAGUGUCUGGUGCUCAUACACUCAAAUGACAAGUGUUGAACAUCUCUUUGCGGUGUGAAUAUAAAAUAUUGCAAUUCGGGCCCUUGAGUCGACACUCAUAUGUUUUAAAAGCUAAAAGCAUAAGACAUACUUUGGAUAUGAUAGUUUGAAGGACUAUCACUGAAUUUAAGACCCUAACCAUGGAGGUCAUAGCUAAUUUGUGAAUUGCUCCUAUGCCAUCACAUAGCUUGCUUCCAGCUACUCUUCAACUUGCUAACUAACUUCCUGAGAAUAUUUGAUGGAAGGCCACUGCCAAGUAGCCCCUUUCUUUGGACAUUACCAGGUGUGACUAAAGGGCUAAGUCUCAUUUUGCUCUGAAUCAACAAGAUGUGAGUUCUUUGAGAGUUGUAAAAUGUGGUGUUUUGAUUCUGCCGUGCUUGCUUCGCACUUGCAGGUCAA
Messenger RNA from Lotus japonicus, 1780 nucleotides. RefSeq names its product F-box/kelch-repeat protein At3g23880-like. The record is from RefSeq and is a predicted model, not a curated record. Lineage: Eukaryota; Viridiplantae; Streptophyta; Magnoliopsida; Fabales; Fabaceae. Gene Ontology annotation, molecular function: protein binding. The coding region runs from base 65 to 1156 and encodes 363 amino acids. The transcript has a single exon.